Molecule: messenger RNA, 2139 nt
Organism: Stylonychia lemnae
Lineage: Eukaryota; Ciliophora; Spirotrichea; Sporadotrichida; Oxytrichidae
Source: the annotation of a GenBank genome assembly
AUGAAUAGUGAGGAACUCUAUCAAAAGCUGUCUUAGCUCGAGGAGUCUUUAAUAUAUGAAUAACUUGAAUAAAAUAAGACAGACAUUAAGAUUGAGAAGAGCGUUAUAGUUUGCAGAUUUGAUUAGAAAGAAAAAAGCAGAUUCAAGCCUGGGUAGAAGUUCAAACUCGAUAGAGAUCUGAGUAAAAAUUUGUUCCUGGUCAUAUUGUCUUAUCUGAAAUGCAAUGAGAUACAUGCAUUAUUUAUGACCAACAAAAUCAUAAAUAAAAAGAUUAGCAAUGAAUUUUACUUUCAUAAACUCAGAUUUGACGCCUACUAGAAAUUUUUCCUUUAAUAAUUUAAUACGUCUUCUUCAAAGCAAUGGGCUUUUUCUUUCUAAACAAGAGAAAGUGAAAGUUCCAAUGACUAUAGUUUCUAAUAACUUAGUCAAAAAGAUAAACAAUCGAGAUGCUCAAGGGCUAGUCAUGAUUCAAAUGAAAAAAUUAAAGAGUAAAUUUAGGAAGAGGUUAAAAAUAUUAGGGAAUUUAACGAAAAAAAUCUCUGUAUUAAUGUCCCUAACUAAGACUAUAACUAUGAGAACAUAAAGUUUGAAGAAAUGAAAGAGUCUUGCGAUCAGCUGCAUUAAUAGUAUAGGAAGUUGAUCUGCAAUAAAAAAUUCCUCAUCUCUUAAUAUAAGAGGUAUUUUAAGGACAGAUAUUCUAUGGAUUGUGAGAAUUUUGCAAGAGAACUUCUACUUGACCCAUCAGACUCAAAUUUCCAAUCCCCUAAUGCUGAAAGUUCCAAAGAAUAGAUAACUGAUGCAGAUUCAAUACUUAAACAGUCCUUGACUUCUAAAAAUAAGAUAAAAAUUUUGCAAUAACUCAUGAGUGAUCUUUGUGACUUAAAAUAAUAAUGCUUGAACUUCGAAAAAAUAAUUUAGGAGUAGGACCCUCUUCAAUAGAAAUUUUCUAUGAUGUAUUAUUACUUAUCCAAUCUAAAAUUGCUAAUGAAGAAGAUAUCAAUGAACUUAGUCAUUAAGGACACUUUUACAAAAUACUUGCUAAAUUAGGGUAUAUUAACGGAGUAAUCUCUAAGCUGCCACUGUUACUUGGGAGACUUUCUCCUUUUAAAUAUUUUAGAUUAAAUAUGGAUAUAAUAUGUUUAUCAGCCAAACUUGGAAGACCUUGUAGAAAUUCUCAAAAGGGAAGUUGAGAUGUGCCACCAUAUUGAAAGACUAGAUGAUCUAUUAUACAAAAGGAAUAUUUUGCUCAAGAUGUUAGAGGAAGUUAAACUAAUGGAAUCCAAUUAGUAAAAUAAUCUUAUAUACGCCUAAAUUGUGAAUCCUAACUAUUAGAUUUGCGAGCAAAGCUAGUUCAAUUAUUUAAAUGAACAUUUCAAAGAUGUUAUUAAGAUAUUUCUGAUUCAUCUUUGCAAAACUUCAAAUUCACUAGGUGAAUUUCAAUCUUAUACUAAGAAAUAUGAGUGCUCAAAGUUCAUAAGCCCAAAUUAUGAAAGAUACUAUUUCUUCCUCAAGUUAUAAAUAAUAAAGCUUUCAUUUUCAAAAGAAUUAGAGUAAAAACUUUUGGAAAUGAAUAACAUUCAGACCUUUCAGGCUACAAAAGAAAUGUCUCUUAACCAACUUUUACCUCACACUCUUCAUGGAACCUAUUUUUAUAAGAUGGUGCAACAGAUUCUUAGAUCUGCUGAUAUUUAAAACAUUCAUAGUCUUUCCAGCAUAAAGUAAUGUCUGUUCUUGGCUUUAUUUAUUGAUGGAAACAUUACUUGGGCAGAAAGGCUUAACAAAUCGCUUCGAAAAUGUCAGGAGAAACUUAUGAAGUAUAAUAAAGAUGAGCAAUAAUUUUAGGAGAGUAAUUCUGAUAUUCUAGAAGGAAAUUCUAGUGAAUUUUAAAAACUCAUCGUUUAAAUAGCUCUGAUAAUAGAUACAACUCAUAACUUCGAAGAAGAAAUAAAUAUCAGGAAAGAAUAGAAAAAAUAGAAAAUAUAGAGAGAUAUAUACUCUAGAUUGCAGUUAUUGACAAUUCAAUAAUUUGACCCUAUGAUUUAAGUAAAUAGAAACGUAAGCUUGAGUGCAAUUAAUAGAAGAGAUUUAAUACAGUAGCAACUUGUGCUUGAGAAUAUAAAUAUAACUGAAGGGCAUUGA